AAUAUUGUCAAAUUGCUUAACUUAUCCUAUGAAACUCUUUACGUUUUACUGAAUCUAUUCUCUCUUAAUUACUUUGUAAUGGAUUAAUUCUUUGAGUGUUUACAAUCCAAAGAAAGAAAUAUAUUCUGUGGUUCUAUUCUAUUCUUUCAUUACUUUUUUGUGGUUUAAAUAUUUCUUCAAAACCCAGUCACAUCAUGCAUAGCAAGCGCAACCUAAACCUUUGCUCUAUACUGUCUCUCACUCUCAAGGGCUUCAUCAUUGAAUUUGAACUAAGGAACACCUGCAAUCUCUAUCUAUACAGCAAGAAUCCAAGUCCAGUUAUCUCUUCCAUAUGGUAAUUAUGAAGAUUGGGGAAUUUACAUUCAAGACUAUCUAUUAGCUCAAGAUCUUCGGGGCAUCCUUGAAUCUGGGACAAAUAUUGGAUUUGGUUUCUUCUUCAGACAAUGUCGGAAAUUGGAGGAAAAAGAAUGAUGCAGUUCUACAUGUGAUUCAUACUAGAUCGUCGGCAGAAAUUUUUGUUCAAAUAAAGAAAUCAGUUCGGCAAAAGUUGUUUAGAAUAAAUUAGCCAAAAUGCAUGAAGAGGGGCAAUCUAAAUCAAAACCAGAAACUGGCGUGGGAGGAUCGGAUGGGAAAAAAAAUGAGAUAAUUGAAAUGACUUAUCAUGAGAGAUUGGAUAGAGGGGAAGAAUAUGAGAUGACUGAAGAAUCUCGCCUUGUGGAAUUGAGAAGGAGCAUUUGCAACGGAGAUUGGAAUGCUGUUGAGCAGUUCUUUGUUUUUGACAAGCAUCCACUAGAUACAAUAAUAUUAUCAGACGAAGGCUACACUGCUUUUCAUGUUGCAAUACUUGCCGGGAAAUAUGAGAUUGCCGAGAAUUUGAUAACGAUGAUGUCGGAAACAGAUCUGGAAAAAAGUACUGAGUGGCGCAGUGGUGGUCACACGGCUCUUACCUUAGUUGCAACGACGGGAAGAACACACAUGGCAAGAUGCAUAGUCGAAAAGAGCAGCAAAUUACUUGCAAUUGAAAAUGAUCGAGGCUAUCUCCCAGUAACUGCCGCAUGUGCUGUGGGCCACAAGGAGAUGACAUACUACCUUUAUUCUGUCACCCAACCCAAAAUCUUGCUAUCAGAAAAUGACAAAUAUGGAUUCGAUCUCAUAAGGGCGGGCAUGCAUAACAAAAUUUUCGAUAUUUGCUUGGAUCUACUUAAGCGCAACCCAAAGUUGGCCGUAAACGAAUUGGGGAGAUUUGAAUUUGGAUUUGGAUCUAUUUUUAUGAUGUCACGUCAUCCCAAUGCAUUCUUUAGUGGAUGCAGGCUUCGGUUUUGGCAAAUAUGGAUUUACGAUCGAUUAAAGGUGAAGCUACCCACAACUUCCUCUGGUGAACUGCGAAUUCCUAUUACGACUACAACUUCAGAGAAAAAAACAUCGAAAUACAAGAGAUUUAUUCUUGGAGUAUUUGAUCGACAUGUUAGAUUGAGUUUAGUGCUCCAAAAUUUCUCUGGAAUCAAACAAAUUUAUGAUUUGAAGUUGAUGCAUCUCUAUAGUCUUGAGAUUCUUCAAUGUAUGUGUAACUAUAUUUCAACAUUAAAAGUUCAAUCUCUGCGGAAUUGUGGAGUGGUUGAGGCGAUGUUUGGAGCUACCAAGCAGGGCAUUGUUGAAUUCGUCGUUGAGCUAUUGAAAAUAACCCAACCACUCAUUUUCACUGACAUUGAUGACAGACACGUUUUCAUGAUAGCAAUCCAAUCUCGUCAAGAAAACAUUUUCAGCCUCCUAUAUGGCAUUAAUGAGGGAUGGAAAGCCCAUAUUCUGAAUCAGAUAGACAUAAAAGGGAAUAAUAUGUUACAUGUGGCAGGGGAGAUAGCUCCUCCCCCUCAACUUGUCCGAAUCUCCAGCCCUGCAUUGCAUAUGCAAAGAGAAGUACAAUGGUUUAAGGAGGUGGAAAGAAUUGUUCCAGAAUGGUGCAAAAAAUCUAAAAAUGAUAAUGGUGAAACCCCUUAUGAAGUAUUUUCAAAGAGGCAUAAAGAGUUAGUGAACGAGGGGGAAAAAUGGAUGAGGGACAUGGCAAAUUCUUUUAUUGUCGUCGGUACUCUCAUUAUUACGAUCACGUUCGCUGCAGCCUUUACUGUUCCAGGCGGCAACGCUCAAGAUGGGUUUCCCAAUUUUUUACAGAAAAGAUCAUUUAUGAUAUUUAUAAUAUCUGAUGCGAUUUCCUUCUUUACUGCAUCAGCUUCAGUCUUAAUGUUUAUGGGAAUCCUAGCAUCGCGCUUCGACCCGGUAGAUUUUCUCCAGUCCUUACCCAAGAAGUUGAUCAUUUUCCUCUCCACCAUUCUUAUUUCUAUUGCAGCAAUGAUGGUUAGCUUUUCUGCUGCUCUUUGGAUUAUACUACAACAUCGACCGUGGGCAAUCAUUCCCAUACUUAUAAUGGCUAGCAUUCCAGUUACAUUUUUUGUAUUGUUGCAGUUUCCCCUCCUUGUUGAAAUUUAUUCUUUGACAUAUACUACGGGAAUAUCUUUUAACAGAAAAAUGAAGCCUUGGCUGUAGUGGAGAUCAAGUUGAUUGAUUUUUCUGGAGCAUAAGCGAGCAGUUUCCCCUUCAAGUUGAAAUCCUUUAGCUUGUUCUUUGGUUAUGU
This is a messenger RNA of Rubroshorea leprosula, 2626 nucleotides long. Lineage: Eukaryota; Viridiplantae; Streptophyta; Magnoliopsida; Malvales; Dipterocarpaceae. The record is from the annotation of a GenBank genome assembly.